CGGAGCAGGUGAAGAAAGACGGGAAUGGAGCGGGUCCGCCGGGGGGGCCGAACGCACAGAAAGAACCGUUUUUAAGGUUACAUGUUUUCUGGUUGUUCCGGUGAAAGCUGACAUGCAAUGACACUUAUCUCCGAGCCACCAUGUCUCGCCCAGCUAAGUCCCGGGGUGAGAAGGGUCGCACUUUCUCAGCCUCUGUGCCUCCUCCCCUUCCUAGUCCAGCCAAACCUGUGGACAUCAUACCAGGCCGCCUUUCUAAGUCUGAUUGGCUCGCCAUGGUGGAACAGGAGGAGGGAGAGGAAGUGGUGGCAGAAAUCCUACAUGAGCUGAUGCAACGUGUCAUGGAAAAAUGUUAUAAACUGUAUCUGGAGAGGCAGCUGGUACCCUUUGUAGUUUCCCGUGCACAAGAUACCCUGGUGCAGUUAGUGGGGUGCUUGUUCCCAGGGAGGGAUGAAGGAGAGGGCCUUGACAGCACCCUCCACUGGGUGGAGGAUACUGAGCCCCAGCCAUGUAGUACAGAUUCCUGGGCACAGGGUUGUGUGCCUGUUGUACAUGCCAAAAUGCCACCUCAUGCCCUCGAACAGGAUGGCACCAAGGAGCAUGCUUCUCAUAAAAAGAAAAUGGACUCUAUGGAACCGCAAGGACGCUUAAGCCUCCAGUCUGUAGCGCUGAUGCCAACGCCACCACUGAAAAAAGAACAAAGGAGGACCAGACUCCCUCCACGCAGAGUGGUGCCCAAGGUUUCAGUUUCAUUGCCACGUCUCAUAGGUUCUCCCAGCUCUUCAGUAAGCCCAAAAGAGGAGCCUCUUCUCAGGAACCAACAUGGUAGAGCUAAAACUUUACCUAAACCUAUUGACUCCAGAGUAACAAAACUGGAUCCAGGCCAUUAUCGCAAGCAGAUAGUGUGGCCUGCAUUUGAGGUGCUCGAGCCAAAUGUUUCGCAGCAUUCCCCACAGAAGGUAAGCCCGGUGUCACGGCCUAAACAGGAGAAACGUUAUACAAGGAGAUUUGCGAGUCAAGGACCUUCAGCACUCUUCUGCAGUCCUCAAGCAUCAUAUCAGAGAAGCUCCUUGGACGGAGGCCUUCGUCCACUUUCUAGCGAUAGUGGAUGGCAGGAGCAGGACCAUCCCCAGCCAUGGGUACCCCACACGUCUAUGCUGCAGCUGGACUCCAUGGAGUUGUCCCCAGGAGUGGUCCUGAGAGACCCUCUCGACGUACACAGCAGCUCUUACAGGAGACUUCACGAACCUGAUCACAGGCAGAAUCUGAAGCCCAUUCGAAGCAGCGUGCCAACCCCACUGCUGUCUGUGCACCAGGUUGUUUCAGGACCGCCUUCAUGUAUCCCCAGUCUAAGUUUAUCUCCAGAUAAUGAGUAA
This is a messenger RNA of Scleropages formosus (Asian bonytongue), 1373 nucleotides long. RefSeq names its product chromosome 20 C2orf81 homolog (gene c20h2orf81). The transcript is spliced from 4 exons. The record is from RefSeq and is a predicted model, not a curated record. Bases 141 to 1373 code for a protein of 410 amino acids. Lineage: Eukaryota; Metazoa; Chordata; Actinopteri; Osteoglossiformes; Osteoglossidae.